Melozone crissalis (California towhee) is the source of this 5687-nucleotide messenger RNA. It is a transcript of the gene GTF2I, whose product is annotated as general transcription factor IIi. Gene Ontology annotation, cellular component: nucleus. Lineage: Eukaryota; Metazoa; Chordata; Aves; Passeriformes; Passerellidae. The coding region runs from base 168 to 4628 and encodes 1486 amino acids. Gene Ontology annotation, molecular function: DNA-binding transcription factor activity. The record is from RefSeq and is a predicted model, not a curated record. The transcript is spliced from 51 exons.
CAAUCAUCCCCCGCCCGGCUCGGCGCUGGGCUCGGCAGGAGACGCGGGGCUGCUCGGUAGCGCCGAGAGCCCGCGGAAAAACCCCCGCUGCCCCGGCGCUGCUCCCGUAGCCGUGCGGCGUCUCCAGCCAGAGGAACCGGGCUGCCUGCGCCCGGCGCAGGAGGAAAAUGGCUGAAAUUCUUGGACCAACAUCCAUCCAUGAUGAGGAAUCCUUGGAAAGCAGAAUGGUGGUUACGUUCCUCAUGUCAGGACUCGAGUCAAUGUGUACAGAACUUUCCAAAUCCAAGGCAGAAAUAGCCUGUAUUGUUGUAUUUGCAAGAAAUGUUUUUGUUGUUGGAACUGAGAGAGGAAAAGCCUUUGUCAACUCUAGAGAAGAUUUUAAGACGGAUUUCAUGGAAUACUGUGUUACAGAGGAGGGAAGGCUUCCAGAACUGCAGAAAACAAAGACUACACCACCUGUAAACAGACAGACACUGGAUGCUGAGGAGCUGGAGGCUCUUAGAAAGUCUGUGGAGGAGUUUUUCUGCUUUUCCUAUGGUAAAGCUUUCGGAAAGUCAACAGCAGUACCUGUGCCAUAUGAAGAGAUUCAGAGGAACCAGUCUGUUGUGAUAGUGCAGGGCCUGCCUGAAGGAGUCUCAUUUAAACAUCCAUCAAAUUAUGAUGCUUCCACCCUGAAAUGGAUUUUGAAAAACAAAUCAGAGAUCUCAUUUAGUAUCAACAGGCCUUUCGUAGAACCAAAGAAACAGACAGAAGCUGAUGUGACAACUCCUUCACAUUCAGUUAUACCCCCACUUGAAAGUUGUCCUCCUGUUCAGGUGAAAACAGAACCAAGCAAGGAUCCUGAGACCAACGAGGAUUGUGGAAUUUCUUCCAAAUUGUCAACAGUAACAUUGAAACAGGAAAAAGAGGAUCCUAACUACUAUCAAUUUAAUACUCCAGCAGGCCCUUCCAAAACACCAGAGAUAGAUGAAAACAUUGCUCCUGGAAAAACUUACCCAGAAACCUCCCAGCCUGACUCAUCAGAAACAAGUGAGGAUUCUGAGGCUGAGUUUGGUAACGAAGAUGAUGAUGGUGAUGUUGGUGAUGAUGAUGAGUACGUGCCCCCUGAAGAAAGUUUGAGGAGUCCCACUUCGGCUACUGAAGGGGCCAAUACUGGGAGAAGAAAUGCAGAAGAAUUCAGUUUUGAGACCUCCCACCAUGGCAUGUCAGAAAUAAGUGAGAAACCUGAGGUUGAGGUCACCAUUGAAGAAGAUGAUGAUGACUAUCCACCACCUGACAAGAGGCAGAAGAGCACCAAGUCGGCUAAUGAAGGGGCCAGUACUAGGAAAAGAAAUGCAGAAGAGUCCGAUUCUGAUUCCUCCCAGGAUGACUCGUCAGAAGCAAGUGAGGAUUCUGAGGCUGAAAUCACAAGUCAAGAUGAUGAUGAUGAUGAGUACCUGCCCCCUAGCAGGAGAAAGAGGAGGAAGAGGAACACCAGGUCGGCUAAGGAAACUGCCAACAGAAGGAGAAGAAAAGUACAAUAUUUCAACUGCAAUUCUUCCCAACAUGACUUGUCGGAAAAAAGUGAGGAUGCUGAGGUUGAAGUCACUUUUGAUGAUGAUGAGGAUGACUACCCACCACCUGACAAGAGACAGAGGAGCAGCAGUUUGUCUAACGAAGAUGCCAAUGUUGAGAGAAGAAAAGAAGAAGAGUUCAAUUGUGAUUCCUCCCAGCAUGACAUGUCAGAAAUAACUGAGAAUCCUGAGGUUGAGGUCACUGUUGAAGUUUCGAAAUUCAAGGCAGUUCCCGUUCUGCAUGCAAAUUCCGUGGACAAAAAUACAGGGGGUUUUUUAUUGUUUCUUAAAGAUGAUGAUGAAGACAAUCUGCCACCUGAUAAGAGAGUUAAGAGCAAAAAUUUGGCCAAUGAAUCUUCUGAAUCUGAGAAAAAAGCUGAAGAGUUCAGUUCUGAGACCUCCCACCAUGAUAUAUCAGAAACAAGUGAGAAUCCCGAGGUUGAGGUCACCCUUGAAGACUCUGACCAUUCCUCUGUGUUCCGUGAGACAAGACAGAGGAGCACCAGGUCAGUUAAUGAAGAAUCCAGUACUCAGAGAAAAAAAGAGGAAGAGUUCAGUUCUGAGACCUCCCACCAUGAUAUAUCAGAAACAAGUGAGAAUCCCGAGGUUGAGGUCACCCUUGAAGAUUCUGACCAUACCUACAUGUACCCUGAGAGGCGAAGGAGAAGCAGCAGGUUGGUUAAUGAAGAGUCCAGUACUCAGAGAAGAAACAGAGAAGAAUUCAAUUCUGAGACCUCCCACCAUGAUAUAUCAGAAACAAGUGAGAAUCCCGAGGUUGAGGUCACCCUUGAAGAUUCUGACCAUACCUACAUGUACCCUGAGAGGCGAAGGAGAAGCAGCAGGUUGGUUAAUGAAGAGUCCAGUACUCAGAGAAGAAACAGAGAAGAAUUCAAUUCUGAUUCCUCCCAGCAUGACUCAUCAGAAGGAAGUGAGGUUUCUGAGGCUGACCUCACUAGUGAAGAUAAUGAUGAUGAGUACGUACCCGGUGAGAGGAGACAGAGGAGCCCCAAGUCAACCAGCGACUCGGGCAGUAGUGUGAGAAGAAAAGGAAUAAGUUUCAAUUUUGAGAAAUGGAAUACACGAAUUACAGACUUGAGAAAAGAAGUUGAAGUGCUGUUUGAUAAAAAAUAUGCUGAAGCUAUCAAGGUAGAGGGCCCAGCAUCUGUCCCAUAUGGAGCCUUCCAGUCCCAUCCAGGGGAUUUGUUUGUGGAGGGGAUGCCAGAUGGGAUUCCCUUCAGGAGCCCGGCCACGUACGGCAUCCCGCGGCUGGAGAGGAUCCUGCUGGCCAAGGACCGGAUCCGCUUCGUCAUCAAAAAGCCUGAACUUCUGAAUUUAACAGAUCCUCCAGAGGUCACUACAGCUUCAAAAGUCUCAAAUCCAGCAAAAGCAGAAUGGUCUUCCAGAGUCACCAAACUGAGAAAGAUGGUAGAUCAAAUUUUCUGUAAAAUGUAUGCCAAGGCUUUGGGGAGCAAUGACCCCAGAGCUGUUCCAUACAAGAAAUUUGAAGCACAUCCAACUGACCUCUAUGUUGAAGGGCUGCCAGAGAACAUCCCCUUUAGGAGUCCCUCGUGGUAUGGAAUCCCUUGCCUGGAACAAAUAAUUCGAGUGGGCCACAAAAUAAGAUUUGUGAUCAAAAAGCCAGAGCUGCUAAAUCAAGUUCCAAAAGAAAGUCCUCAGCACAGGUCAAACCCUCAAGGGAGAGAAGAUUGGAAUGUCAAGAUUACAAAGCUAAGACAGGAAGUAGAAGAUAUAUUUAGGGUGAAGUUUGCUGAAGCUCUGGGGGUUUCAGAGUCAGUGAAAGUUCCCUAUGCUGUGUUUGAGUCACACCCUGACUACUUGGUGGUGGAAGGUUUGCCAGAAGGAGUUCCCUUCCGGAGCCCCACCUGGUUUGGAAUUCCGCGCCUCGAAAGGAUCAUCCGUGCCAGUAGCAAAAUCAAAUUUACUAUUCAGAAGCCUGACCUUGUCAUUUCCCAUUUGCCUCUAAGAUUGGCUAGUAAAUUAAAGAAAACAGGAGUUAGUCCAAGGACCUCCAAAAGGUCACGAAGUUCUUCAGAAAAUUCAAGUGUUCCAGAGAUUGAAGUUACUAUUGAAGAGAGUCCUAAAAAAGACCAAACUAAAAAUGCAGAAACUGAUUCUAAUACCAGUGACUCCAAUGCAAAUUCAAAGCAACAAGGAAAAGACUUUUCUUUUGAGCUGUGGAAUACCAAAAUCAAUGACUUGAAGGAGAAAGUAGAAAAUAUGUUUAGUGAAAAAUGUGGGGAGGCUCUGGGACGCAGUGGGCCAGUGAAGGUGCCAUAUGCCCUGUUUGAUUCCUACCCUGAGGAUUUCCAUGUGGAAGGACUGCCUGAGGGGGUGCCCUUCCGCCAGCCCACCACCUUUGGGAUCCCCAGACUAGAGAAGAUCCUGAGAAAUAGACCCAAAAUAAAAUUUAUUAUUAAAAAGCCUGAGGUGCUUGAGGCAGCUAUCAAAGAAAGUUCUGGUAAAAGCUCACGAGGAAAAAAUAAUUCCUCCAGUAAUGCCAAUACAGCAAGGACCACAGAAAACACAGUGAAAACAGCUGAACGUAUUGAAGACCUAAACAUUGUUAAAGUAACCGUAAAAGAUAAUGAAAAUGAGCGACUGCCAAAAGCAGAAAAUGCCAGACAAUUGAGAGAGCAAGUAAAUGAUCUUUUUAGCCAGAAAUUUGGUGAAGCCACUGGUAUGAAUUUUCCUGUGAAAGUUCCAUACAGAAAAAUCACCAACAACCCUGGCUGUGUGUUGGUGGAUGGAAUGCCUCCAGGUGUGGCAUUUAAAGCACCCAGUUAUCUGGAACUCAGCUCAAUGAGGAAGAUUUUGGAUUCAGCAGAGUCUAUCAAGUUCACUGUCGUUAGGCCGUUUCCAGGACUUGUGAUUAACAAUCAGCUGCUAGAAGAAGCUGAAGCAGAAGCAGAAUCACCAGCAGCACCAGCAGCAGCCACUACCACAGCAGUACUACCAGAGCCAGCUGAACCAAGCCAAAGAGAAGUAUCUCUAGGAGAUAACACAAAACCAGAAGAACAGGUUCAAAUAAAACAAGAUGAAGACCUGACGUCAUAGACCUCAUCAAUACUGGCCAGAAGCUGCCUGUUCUGAGAAGAGCCUGCUCGGCCUGUCCAGAGCUCUGUAAUAUAACUGUAUAAGAGAAGUAUCUUCUAUACAAAUCCUUUUGUACUAUUAUAUAGGAAUGUCUACUUUUUCAGCAGUUCUGUGAAUUGACCUAAUAAUGACUGUAGAUUUGGAUUGUAUCAGUUUACUUUGGAAUAUAUUUUAAGGACUAAACUUGAUGCAGCAAUGCUGGGGAGAUGGCAGGGAUGAAAAUCAACAGGGACAUAGCUCAGGCUGUAUACAUUUUCCAAUAAAGAUUAAUUUCACUGUACCUGAAUGCAUUCUAACUUUUGUAAUAAAAAAAUCCUGCAAAGAGUUCAGUUUGUUUACUUUGGAGAAAAAAAACCCUUUACAUUAAUUUUCAGAUAUUACUUUAAUGUCUCUUUGGACAACAGUAUCUGUAUAUUUGAAUAAUUUUUCCUGUUAUAUCUAUCAUAUGUUUUUCCUAAAUAAAAGAUAAAAUUAUCCACUUGAUGGUUAGUGUGCAUUAAUGAGAUAGACUGUGAAAUGAUCAAUAUUCCAGUGUGUGGAUUAGGAACCAACUGAAAUAAAACCCCAUAAUAGUUUGUUCUGUUAAUUCAAAGUAGUAAGUCCAUGUUAUAUCAGAGUAUCACACAGUUUACAUGUGAUGGGUUUGGUCUUACAGUCCUGCCAUGGGCAGUAAUUGUGUGGACUUGUGUGAAAGUUUUUCUGCUGAAGGCUGUGGGGGAUGCUCUUCUGUUCAUUUAGAAUUAGCUAUGGAAACAUGCUACAGCCUGCUCUAAGCCCUAUUAUGUCAAAAAUUCAGAAUAUUCUGUGAAUAGAACAAAUAAAGUCCUGUGUGGUCCUGGUUAUCCCCCACAACAUGUAAAAACAUCUUUUUUUUUUUUUUUUUUCAAAUUUAACAAACCAUAAGAGAUGUACAGUUCUGGUUAUAUGAUAAUCUCUAAAAAUGCAGAUUAUUUGCAAAGGUUUCUCUUUUACUGGUGUGAAUUUGAGAUGAUUGCAUUAUGCACAAAUGGUAAGUGAUGU